GUUCGCACGGGGACCUGAGGUGCCGCCUUCACCUCCUCCUCUUCCUCCUCCCCGCUCCUGCCCGGCCGGCUGGCAGCGUGCGGCUGGACGGGGACCUGCGCCGGGAGCCGGGCGGCAGAGCCGGCGGCGCGGGGCCGGGAGCAUGGCUUGGGGCGAGCUCAGCCUCUUCCGCUGGCUGCGGGAGAGCCGGCAGUCCAGAAAACUGAUCCUGCUCAUCGUGUUCAUCGCCUUGCUGCUGGACAACAUGCUGCUUACGGUAGUCGUGCCAAUAAUUCCCAGUUACCUUUACAGCAUCAAACAUGAGAAAAAUGCCACAGAAAUCCAGACUACUAAGCCAACUGUAGUCUCAACAGUGAUGGACAAUUUUCAGAGCAUCUUCUCCUACUACGACAAUUCAACGAUGGUUACUGGAAACGAAUCUGAUAAGACACGACCCAGAGAGCUGCAUCAUACUCAGACCGAACAAAUGAUAGUAAAUGUGACUGCUUCCCCAUCUGACUGCCCUAAGGAAGAUAAGGACCUGCUGAAUGAAAAUGUUCAAGUCGGUCUCCUGUUUGCUUCAAAAGCAACAGUGCAGCUAAUCACUAACCCCUUCAUAGGGCCACUGACAAACAGAAUAGGCUACCAGAUUCCACUGUUUGCUGGCUUCUGCAUCAUGUUUGUGUCAACAAUCAUGUUUGCUUUCUCCGGAAGCUACAUGUUAUUGUUUAUUGCCAGAUCCCUUCAAGGAGUUGGUUCCUCUUGUUCUUCUGUGGCAGGGAUGGGUAUGCUCGCCAGCGUAUAUACAGAUGAUGAAGAGAGAGGCAACGCAAUGGGAAUUGCACUAGGAGGCCUUGCUAUGGGAGUAUUAGUGGGCCCACCUUUUGGGAGCAUCAUGUAUGAGUUUGUGGGGAAGAGCUCUCCUUUCCUGGUGCUGGCAGCACUAGCUCUGUUAGAUGGAGCUGUUCAGUUAUUUGUUCUGCAGCCAUCCAGAGCACAAGCAGAAAGUCAGAAGGGGACACCGUUACUGACGCUUUUGAAGGACCCGUAUAUCAUUAUUGCAGCAGGAUCCAUCUGCUUUGCAAACAUGGCUAUUGCUAUGCUCGAACCAGCUUUACCCAUCUGGAUGAUGGAGACCAUGUGUUCAAAAAAAUGGCAGCUUGGCGUUGCUUUUCUUCCAGCUAGUAUCUCUUAUCUCAUUGGGACUAAUCUGUUUGGGAUACUUGCGCACAAAAUGGGAAGGUGGCUUUGUGCUUUACUUGGGAUGCUAAUCGUGGGAAUAAGUAUCUUAUGUGUACCAUUCGCUAAAAACAUUUACGGGCUCAUAGCACCGAAUUUUGGAGUUGGAUUUGCAAUUGGAAUGGUGGACUCCUCCAUGAUGCCAAUUAUGGGCUACCUUGUAGAUCUGCGUCAUGUGUCAGUCUAUGGCAGUGUGUACGCAAUAGCUGAUGUUGCCUUUUGCAUGGGCUUUGCCAUAGGUCCCUCUGCUGGUGGUGCCAUUGCAAAGGCCAUUGGAUUUCCAUGGCUGAUGACAAUUAUAGGGAUUGUGGACAUCCUCUUCGCUCCUCUGUGCUUUUUCCUUCGAAGUCCACCUGCCAAAGAGGAGAAAAUGGCAAUACUCAUGGAUCACAACUGUCCUGUGAAGACAAAAAUGUACACGCAGAACAUCCAGUCCUACCCCAUAGGGGAUGAGGAGGAAGAAUAUGGAAGUGAUUAAUAACAUGAAAAGCCAUAUAAUGGUUUUUUUGGUGUACAAAAUGCAGUGUUUCAUGUGAAACAUCCCAUCCAGAAAUAGGUUUGAGUUGUCCUGUACAUUUAAUAGUGAAACUGUCAAAAAACCAAAGGUAUAUUGUUCAUCGCCCAUGGUUAUAAAGCAGACUGCUAACCGCCUUAAGGGGGGUGGGGAGGAACGCUUUUAUAGAGGAUUUGUAUAGUGUUAAUCUUUGUGUAUUUAAUUUUAUUGAAUAUUACACUAUAUUUUUGAUUAAAUGUGUAGCAUACAUCUCUCUAAACAUGUGAAUUUUAACUAUUUCGUUUUUAAAGUCAACACAUCAACACACCUAUUUCAUAGUUUGUUCGGAGUCAUAAGUUACUGGCAAGAGCUUGGGUCUUUAUCUAAUUGAAGAAAAAAAAAGCAAAGCUCAAAGAAAACCUAUCCUAUUUGCAUCCUUUUAAAUUGUACCCUUGUAAGUACCUUGACAGGAGCUGACGGCUGAAAUUCAGACUGUGGCAUUUGAUCAACUUCAGAUCAUCGAUUAGUAAAACAAAAGGCACAACUUCAGAAGUGAGCCCUGCCUCAACCACUCAUGGGACGUUGGGGAAAACAGUAUUUUAAACAGAUGAGUGCGUUGCUGUUAGUCAGUACUAGUUAAUGAAGUUGUGUAACAUGGAGCUCCCAAACAAUCACACAACACUGGGUAAACAAGUAGGUAUGAACAUGCACUGUUCCUGUCCCUUAAAGGGAAUAAGAACAGCAUGAAAACACUUUUUAUAUUUCUAUCUUUUUAAUCUUUUAUUUUUAAUAUAUAUCAACUUUAUUUUAGAUACAUCUUAAGUGACUGGUUAAGAAAAGUUACAGUAUCACAGUGUCUAGUCUUUGCCUGUACUGAAAGUAAGCCGAUAACUUAAGCAGGUCAAACAAACAAAAGAAUACUUUCCAUGCUAAAAUAUCAACAUUGCUACCAAUAAUGAAAAAAGAGACCAGUUUGUUGCGAAUAUCUCAACAUUUGGAGGCACAGCCUGCUACAGAAAAUGUCCCUAGGCAGUGCCUAUGUUCACUGAGGGGAAAAAACCAGACUUUUAAAGAAAGUGUUUUAAAAUAAUCCCAAUGUCCUUAUCAACCGUGGUGUAUCUUUUCAUUUGUAAAAUUAAAAUCUUUAUGUGCCUUCUUUCAUGUAAUUGCAGAUGUUUUAUGUACUACAGCAUAGAUACUAUGUUUACAUAUAGUUUUGUAAAGUGUAUAUACUAUGGUCAGAAGAUAUGAAAAAUAUAGUAGAUCAAACUUCAAGUAUUGCUUUGUCAAUAAUUAUGCAUUCAGACCACAUUAAAAGAAAGUUAUCUAAAAGGUCAUGAUCUAUUGUGAUAAAGUAAAAAUAAUAAAGACUCGCCCUCAUGA
This is a messenger RNA of Phalacrocorax carbo (great cormorant), 3094 nucleotides long. Lineage: Eukaryota; Metazoa; Chordata; Aves; Suliformes; Phalacrocoracidae. The record is from RefSeq and is a predicted model, not a curated record.